CACCGCCUCUCUCUCGACGCACAUGCUCUUGUCGACGCGGUUCCGGCGAUCUUCGACCGGUUCGAUUCCGUCACGAAACUCGCCCUCAAGUGCGAUCGCCGAUCAGAUAGCAUCAGCGACGACGCGCUCGGGGUCAUCUCUCGGCGGUGCCCUAAUCUCACCAGGUUAAAGCUGCGAGCGUGCAAAGAGAUCACUUUCGUAGGUAUGGCUGCUCUUGCUUCGAACUGUAGGAGUCUGAGGAAGUUUUCUUGCGGGUCUUGCACUUUCGGAGUGAAGGGGGUUGAUGCUGUGCUUAGAGGUUGUCCUCUAUUGGAGGAGAUCUCAAUCAAGAGGCUCCGAGGUUCUGCCGAUGCUGUUGGGGAUUUGGUUGGCCCUAGCGCCAUUGCGAAGAAUCUUAGAUCUGUUUGUUUGAAGGAAUUGUAUGAUGGGGAGUAUUUCGGUCGGAUGAUUGUCGAAUCGCCGAAUCUUAAAACGCUUAGGCUGUUUAGGUGCUCCGGCGAAUGGGAUCAUGUUCUUGAAGAGGUCGCCAAGAAAGCGGCAGGGAUUGUCGAGGUCCACCUGGAGAAACUCCAGGUGAGUGACCGAGGACUGCUCGCUUUGUCUCUGUGUCCUGACCUCCAGGUUCUUCAUCUCGUAAAGACUCCGGAGUGUACCGACCUAGGGUUGAUUUCGGUUGCGGGAAAAUGCAGGCUUUUGAGAAAUCUGCAUAUCGAUGGAUGGAAAACUAAUCGAAUUGGCGAUCAGGGUCUAAUGGCCGUGGCAAAACGUUGCCCUAAUCUGCAAGAACUGGUCUUGAUCGGUGUCAAUCCGACUUCGACUAGCUUAGGCCUUCUCGCUAGUAACUGUAGAAAUCUAGAAAGGUUGGCUCUCUGUGGAAGCGAGACAUUUGGGGAUGCUGAGAUUUCUUGCAUUGCUUCAAAGUGCGUUGCUCUGAAGAAGCUUUGCAUAAAAGGGUGCCCGGUUUCUGAUCAAGGGAUUAGGGCCCUUGUGGAAGGAUGCCCUAAUCUGAUAAAGGUGAAGGUUAAGAAAUGUAAGGGAGUAACGCCCGAGGGUGCACAUUGGUUGAGAGCUAGUAGAGAAACUUUGGCUGUUAAUGUAGAGUCAAUGGUGCAGAUGGAGGUACAAGACGCAAACUUAAUUGAGAGCGGGAUGAUGGAGAUCGUAGCGGGGGAUCAUGUUCUUGGACUAGCCGAGCAGAUUGCUGCCAUUGAUAUUCCUUCGACCAGCAAGGGUCGAUCUUCACCGUGGAAAAACUUCUUGGCUUCAAUUUUGAGGAGAUGGGGCCAUGGGAGCAGCGGUAGUGGAAGCAGUGGUAGUCUACCUAUCCGAUCAAAGGAAAGAAAAUAAGUCUUAGUUUUUGCUUUGAUAUGCCCUUUAAUUCUUGUUUACUUCAGCAGCAGUGUUAUUGUUAUUUCAGUUAGCCGCUUAUGCUUUCCUUUGGAAUGGGUUUGCUGGUAGUUUUACUGU
Asparagus officinalis (garden asparagus) is the source of this 1467-nucleotide messenger RNA. Its product is annotated as F-box protein At1g47056-like. Lineage: Eukaryota; Viridiplantae; Streptophyta; Magnoliopsida; Asparagales; Asparagaceae. The record is from RefSeq and is a predicted model, not a curated record. Gene Ontology annotation, biological process: SCF-dependent proteasomal ubiquitin-dependent protein catabolic process. The transcript has a single exon. Gene Ontology annotation, cellular component: SCF ubiquitin ligase complex. The annotation marks the transcript as partial.